AUGGGAGUGGGUGGUGGGGAAGAAGACGAGGACACAGAAGGAGUGCGCUUGGUGAGGGAAGAAAGGACUACUGAUAAGCUACUGCACAAUGCAAAGAAGCACAAGGUCAGGGAGAUCAAUGAUCCCUGUGGGGUUGAAAUGGCUUCUGAGUCAAGAAAUCCAGAGGAAGACGAGAACAAAUUUAUCGUUCCCCACAUUGUCGUUACUCGAGCUUCCAACGAGAGGUUACACGAUGGAGCAUUAGGACAAGAUAUACAAAGAACCAUUAAGGAUCAGAUAGACUACGGUCCCUACUACCGCCACAGGAACCCCAGCACAAUUGAUGCAUACCUUCGAAAAGAACCUCCGAAACCUAAAUAA
Gracilinanus agilis (Agile Gracile Mouse Opossum) is the source of this 360-nucleotide messenger RNA. It is a transcript of the gene SPATA33, whose product is annotated as spermatogenesis associated 33. Bases 1 to 360 code for a protein of 119 amino acids. The transcript has 3 exons. NCBI's taxonomy places the organism in Eukaryota, Metazoa, Chordata, Mammalia, Didelphimorphia, Didelphidae. The record is from RefSeq and is a predicted model, not a curated record. Gene Ontology annotation, cellular component: cytoplasm; nucleus.